AUGUUACUUGCUGCUCACUACGCCGCCCCAGUAGCCGCUUACCACCAUGCCCCAGCCGUAGUUAAGACUGUCGCUCCAGUUUCUCACUACGCCGCCCCAGUAGCUGCUUACCACGCCGCCCCCGUGGCAGCUUACCACGCCGCUCCAGUCGCUGCUUACCACAAUCUCCCAGCUGUUAUCAAGACUGUCGCCCCAGUAGCUCACUACGCCACCCCAAUCGUCAAGUCUGUCCACCAAGAAGUAUACCCAGACACCCACCCAGAAUACUCUUACCAAUACGGAGUCCAAGAUGCCCACACCGGUGAUAUCAAGAACCAACACGAAGAACGUGACGGAGAUGUUGUCAAGGGAUACUACACCUUGGUCCAACCUGAUGGCGUCACCCGUACCGUCCACUACACCGCUGAUGCCCACAACGGAUUCAACGCUGAAGUAGAAUACAAAGGAGAGCCAAUCGUCCAAAAAGCUGUUGUAGCCAAGACAAUCGUUGCUGCUGCCCCAGUAUAUAAAGCAUACCAUCAUUAA
Nicrophorus vespilloides is the source of this 525-nucleotide messenger RNA. RefSeq names its product cuticle protein 8-like. The coding region runs from base 1 to 525 and encodes 174 amino acids. Lineage: Eukaryota; Metazoa; Arthropoda; Insecta; Coleoptera; Silphidae. Gene Ontology annotation, cellular component: extracellular matrix. The record is from RefSeq and is a predicted model, not a curated record. The transcript is spliced from 2 exons.